AUGGGAAGCGUAUUCUUGCCGCAUCUGCGAACAGGUUGGCAUGUCGAUCAAGCUAUCGUUACUGAGCAAGAACGUUUGGUGGUUAUUAGAUUUGGUAGAGACUGGGAUAAAGAUUGCAUGUUGAUGGAUGAAGUGCUGUACUCCAUCGCUGAGAAAGUAAAAAAUUUUGCCGCGAUAUACAUCUGUGACAUCGAUGAAGUGCCUGAUUUCAAUGAAAUGUAUGAACUAUAUGAUCCGAUGACAGUAAUGUUCUUUUAUCGAAAUAAGCACAUGAUGUGUGAUUUUGGUACUGGUAAUAACAAUAAAAUGAAUUUUGUAGUAGAAGACAAACAAGAAAUGAUAGACAUUCUAGAAACAAUCUUCAGAGGGGCUAGAAAGAAUAAAGGGCUGGUGGUAUCACCUUACGAUUACAGCAGCAAAAGAAUAUGA
This is a messenger RNA of Lachancea fermentati, 429 nucleotides long. Lineage: Eukaryota; Fungi; Ascomycota; Saccharomycetes; Saccharomycetales; Saccharomycetaceae. The record is from the annotation of a GenBank genome assembly.